Paramecium sonneborni is the source of this 1981-nucleotide messenger RNA. The record is from the annotation of a GenBank genome assembly. Lineage: Eukaryota; Ciliophora; Oligohymenophorea; Peniculida; Parameciidae.
AUGUAAGGAAAAUCACAAAGAGAAGUUGCUAGUUCAUUGGAUCUUAAUUCAUCCAAUAUUACUUAAUCUCCAAAUUAAGUUGUAUUUAAUGGAAUAAAUUUAAAACCAAACUCUCCAAGAACUCUCUAAGCAUGUUAGAAGUUAGGUAUAGAUCUAAACAUUUUCCAAAUAAAGUAAACCAUUUUUUCAUAGUAUUUUAGAGAUCUUAACUAUUUUCGUACUACUGAAGGCAAUAAUGAUGAAAUUACUCAAUUGCGAUAUGAACAUUAUGUUAAUAAAACUAAUUGUAAAAUACAACAAUAUUUUAGAAUUAUUGAAUGAAAUAUUUUAGAAAAGAAAAGAAAUCAUCCGAAAAAAUAGAUAACGUUAAUUAUAAUUUGCUUCAAUUGACUCUCUUGAAAGAUCAGUUUCUCAUAAAUAAGGUUCUAAUAUAGAUUAGUCUGAGUAUGUUUUUAUAGUUUUAUUUAUUAAUCUAGAUUGAAAAAAUAAAUGGAUUAUGCUUAUAAUAAGACUUUAUAGUAUUUAUAAUAAUAGGAUUUGCUUGAAGGUUCAGUUCCUUAAACUUUAGGUGAAUGUUAAGAUGUUCCUGAAUUAGAAGGGGGACUUAAUAAAGAAUUAUCAAGAUAUAAUAAACAUAAAAUUUAGAAAAUAGUACAUUAAAUUUAUUUAAAUUAGAGAGAAGCUUAAAUUAAAUUAGAAGAAGAUAAAAGAAGAGUUGAAUUGUUAGAAAAAUUAUAGGAAAGAGAUUAAAGAAUAGUUAAAACUAUGAUGUAAAAAUAAAAGGAAAUGAAAGAGAAAUAUUGUUCAUCUAAGAAAGUUGAAAAUAAAAGAAUAGAUACUUAGGAAAUGGAAUGCAAGUCUCAACCUAGAGAUAAUGAACCACAAAAAAAUUUAUAAUAAUAAUUAUCGUAAGAAUAAAUUAAUAAUAAGAACUAAUGAAUAUAGAAGUAAAAUGAUAAUUAAAAAUGAUGAUUAGAAAGAAAAGAAAAAAAGAGAAUAAGCCUUAAUGAGAAAAGAAGAAUUCGAAAAAUAAAUUGAUAUUGAUUGUUAAAUGCAAAUGGCUAAAAUAUAAUAAAAAUUAUAUAAUAGUGAGAAAUUGCAAAAAGAAUUAAUUUAAAACAAAAUAGAAAAAAUAAAAGAAUAAAAUAUUAAAGAACAAUAAAUUAUGAAACAACAAAAGUAACUUAAAGACAAGAUAUCACAAGAGCACAUUAAUUAACUUUUAGAAAAGAUGGUAUAAAAAGAAAAAGAUUUUUAAAUUAAUUAAAAGUCGAUUUAGAAUGUAGAUUAAGAAAAAAAAUUGGAAAUUAAAUAAAAAUAAAGAAAAAUUAAAUCUAAUUAAGGAGAUAUUUUUAAAGAUAGAGAGUAAAUAUUAAUAUUAUUUUUCUAGUGAGAAAUUAAAGUAAAUAAAUGAAAAAUUUUUGAAAAUAGAAUAAUUUAAUAAAGUUAAAAAAGUAAUCAAAUUAAUCAAUUUAGGAAGAAUAUGAUAAUAAAAUUUUAUUGAAAUAAGAAAUGAGAAAAUUAAAAGAAUAAGACAAAUAAGAUAUAUUAGAUAGAUAGAAACGAUAAAAUGAAUAUAGAAUGUUAGAAAUUACAGAGAAAUAUAGAUAAGUUGAUGAAAAAAAUUAAUUAAAGUAAUAUUAAAAUGUAAAUAAAUUUUUAAAUUAAUAUAGAAUCUGUUAUAAUAAACAUCUAUGCAAAUAAGUAGAUAAGAAAUAUUAGAAAGAAAUAGAAUAUAUUCACAUUUGUAAUAAUUAAGUGACAAUCUAUUCAAUUAAAAAAUAAGAAAGCGAAAGUAAUUAAUAAAAUAAAGAUUAGUAUGAGUUAAUUAGAAAAAAAUGCGAUAACAAUUAAACCUAAAGCUAACAAUUAAAAAGAAGACACAGAAUUUGAAGAUCAUACUAGAUUAUUAAUAACGAUGCUCCAAACAUCUGAUGCUGAAGAAACAUAAAAAAAUAAAUUAAGUAGAAGACAUAAUUGA